Messenger RNA from Emiliania huxleyi CCMP1516, 948 nucleotides. RefSeq lists its product as hypothetical. The record is from RefSeq and is a predicted model, not a curated record. The transcript has 4 exons. NCBI's taxonomy places the organism in Eukaryota, Haptophyta, Isochrysidales, Noelaerhabdaceae. The coding region runs from base 1 to 948 and encodes 315 amino acids.
AUGGUCUGGCUUGACAAUGUAGAUGUCCUCGUGCAGACGCUGUGCGCGCGGAGCCAGCGGCCGGUGAGGACGCAGCAGAUGCGCCGCACCGCGAUCGGCUUCUGCCUCGACGACUCGAACCGGGCGCUCCUCGUGGUCGGCGACCGCGCGAAGGAGAAGGAGCAGCACGAGUGGCCGGUGGCUGGCGGAGUCGCCCUGCUCGCCCGAUUCGUGCGCGACGGCAAGGCGACUCUCACCCUCGCGCGGCAGCACAAGCAGAUCCUCCUCUCCAACGCCGAGCCGGCGAGGCUCGCCGAGUGGCUGCACGCUCUCAAGGGCGGAGCGGCGGGACGGCGCGACGAGCGGCCCGCCGCCUCCCCUCCGCCGCGUCCGCUGGCGAAGCGGACGCCCGCAGCGGCCAACGUCGCCGCCUCCCCUUCGCUCGCCUCUCCGACCGUCGUCAGCCGGAGGAAGGCGCGCGACCUGCGCCCGUCGCCCGGAUCGCUGCCGCUGCGGCCGUCGCCCGUGCUGUCGCCGUCGACAAGGCAGGCGCUGUCGGAGGAGCGGCAGCCUAGAAGCGGACCACGUUGGCGUACCGUCAUCAUGCAGGAGCAGCAGGCCGUGCUCAAGGCGGCGUUGCGUGGCGAGUCCUUCUUCUUCACGGGCGGCGCCGGCACGGGCAUGGCGCAGGUCGUCCUCAUCAAGACCCUCGAUGCGAGCCGCGGCCUCGUCAACGGCGCGCGCGGCAUCGUCCUGCGGAUAUCGUCCACGCGGCUUCCAAUCGUCCGCUUCGAGUCCGGAGUCGAGCAGGCGGAGACGCAACCUCGGCCGAAUCUCGUGCAACUUCGGCCGAAUCUCGCGCAGCCUCGGCCGAAUCUCGUGCCUCGGCCGAUCUCGUGCAACCUCGGCGGCUCCCGGAAAGCUGCCGCUCGACCUCGGUUGGGCCAUCUCGGUGCACCUCCUCUCUAG